AUGCUCGAACUCUCAACCUUUAACUCUUACAAUCCCUCCUGUACAAUAGACCCCUUCCUCAGCCAUGUGGUGGGUUGGGUCAACAAUGAUCCCGCUGAACAAUAUGCCUCUUGCACGUCUUUGUACGGCUUUCCUGUUGUUUCCACGGAGACGCCGGAGGUCAACGUUGUCUUCGAAACAAUCACUACUACCGUCUCGGACACGACUAUCGUUGUUGAGCUUACGACGACCGAGACAACCGUGGCGGAAACGUCCACUUCUUAUGAAACUCUGCUUCAAACCCUGACGGUUUAUACAGCUACAGUCACCUCCACAGCUCCACAUUCAUAUGUCACCACGGUGCCAUGGAACGGCGGUGCUGUUGUGAAGAGAGGUGAGACUGUGCCUGAGCAGAGGCUGAAGAGGAAAAGACGGCGGGGUUGCCUUAGACCAACGCCAACUGCUUCCUCUCCGUUCACAGCUUCAGCCGGUAGUUCCCCCAGCUUGAUUAACCUCACUUCGUCGUCCAUCUCAGUGUCUCACGCUGGAACGGCUCCUUAUUGGACCAACUCGACCUCCUCGACGUAUCCCACUGGCACGCUCUCUCACUGGACCAAUUCUGCUGCCAGCUCCAUACCAACUUAUGCCACUCAAAACGUGCCGUACUGGACUAAUUCAACCUCCUCGACAUAUCCCACUGGCACGUUCUCACAUUGGGCCACUUCUGCUACCAGCUCCAUCCCAACCUAUGUCACUCAAGAAUCGCCGUACUGGACCAACUCAACCUUCUUGACGCAUCCCGCUGGCACGUCCACCCAGUGGUCCCCUUCGGCGUCCAACUCCCUCUCAACUUCCAUCGCUCGAAAUACGCUAUACUGGAUCAAUUCGACUUCUACAACCUCGUCUCCUCCGAUCGGAACCGUUGCAUACUGGACUGCGUCAGCUUCUUUCUCUGAUUCAACCAGGUCUUCCUCCUAUUCGACUGAGUAUUCUUCUUCCUAUCCUACCGAGUUUUCUUUCUCGUCCGACGUCCCAAAGACUUUUACUGAGUCCUUUCCGUUGUCAAAUGCUUUCGAAUCCUCAUCCAAGGUACCUGCGACCACAGUCGCUUUGACAGAUUCCCCUGAGUAUUAUUCUGCAUGUUCGUGCAUCAACGCCGUUGAAAGCACCUCCUGGGUCACUGCCCCUACCUUUACAUCGACUUCUACAGUCUAUGAGACUGUCUAUACAACCGCUACCGCAACUUCGACUUCCGCUGUCACUGUGUUCGUCACCACUACAAUUAUCCAGCCGAUGACAACAACAUUGUCCAUUGAUGUCUAUGCAGACACUCCUACCACAACGACGACUACCGUGUGGUCGACCAUUUACUCGGCCAGCCCUACUCAGACUGCUGGCCUCACCGAAGUCGCUGAAGGGCAAAUACGUUCAGCUGGACUACUCCCUUAA
Molecule: messenger RNA, 1428 nt
Organism: Thermochaetoides thermophila DSM 1495
Lineage: Eukaryota; Fungi; Ascomycota; Sordariomycetes; Sordariales; Chaetomiaceae
Exons: 1
Coding region: 1-1428 (475 amino acids)
Source: RefSeq, a predicted model, not a curated record